CCUAUCAUUAUAUCAGCUUCGCGGUUCAUUAUUUCGAGAUUAAUGAUCUAUUAUUGACAUCGUAAUUCUCAUAAUAUGUCAAUAACUCUUCGCUGUUAGUGCUGUUACAUUUGACAACAUCGGACAUUGGAUACUGGUGACACUACACGAAAAUAAUUGAUUUUUUGUAGACAUCGUGUCGAGAAAUCUGUCAACAGUUUGAGGCUGUAUGGUACUUUAAGAAUAUUAAAAAUGAGGGAACAUCGAAAUAACUUGUUAAUCCAAUUUGGAUUUAUCUGCAUCUUCGCGCUCAAUGCGAAUAUUAUAUACGGUGAUACAAUUGCGAAAACGCCAAAUGGUAUAUUGCACGGAAAGCGAAUGCCCACCCGACUUGGAAGAAACAUUAACGCAUUCCUGGGAAUUCCCUAUGCUGCACCGCCAGUCGGAGAACUCAGAUUCAAGCCACCACAACCACCGACAGCUUGGAACGGCACCCUAGAUGCUACAAAAAACGCCGAGAUAUGCACGCAACGGAACGUUUACGUCGAUCAGAAGGAAAUUGUCGGCAACGAGGAUUGUCUUUACCUGAAUGUCUACACGCCCUGCUUGCAAUGCACCCAAGACCACUCGGAUUCCGAUCAUCAUCACGAACAUGAACAGCAGCGUAAGGCUUUUGCUAGAUUCCCAGUCAUGAUUUGGUUCCACGGCGGCGGAUGGCUCACCGGGGCCGGUCAUUCUGAAUUUUACGGACAUAAGUUCUUGCUGGAUUUUGACCUCGUCCUCGUCACCAUAAAUUUCCGACUUGGACCAUUGGGCUUCUUGAGUACGGAGGAUCUGGAAUGUCCAGGAAAUCUAGGAUUAAAGGAUCAGCAGCAAGCUAUGCGAUGGGUGCACGAGAAUAUCGUUUACUUUAGCGGUGAUCCGAAUAAAGUGACCCUCUUCGGUGAAAGCGCCGGCGGUGCAAGUGUUCACUACCAUAUGGUCAGCCCACUUUCAGCAGGACUUUUCCACCGCGGUAUUUCACAAAGCGGCAACUUCUACAACCCGUGGACUUUAGCGUCACCGGGAGUUGCCAAAAUGAGAGCCAUGACCUUGGGUAAGAAUUUAGGAUGCAAUUCGGAAAAUUCUAAGGAGCUCAUUAAAUGCCUGCAAACGAAGAGUGCGGAGGAAAUCAUUGGUACUGACCAACUUUUCAAGAAAUUUGGCUACUGUCCAAUGAUACCAUUUCGACCGGUAAUCGAACCCAAGCAUCCAGGUGCUUUCCUGAUAGAGGAUCCUUUAAUUUCGGUACGAGAAGGUCGUCUCCUUGAUAUACCCUGGAUGACAGGAAUCACAUCGGAAGAAGGAACUUUGAGAGUAGCAGGUAUUUACGGACGGGAAAACAACGUGAAAGAAUUGGAGAAGAACUUUAAUGAAAUUGCGCCCAUCAGUUUAUUAUAUGGCGAAAGAUAUAAUAUCGCAAAUGAAGAUUUGCGAAAUGAGAUAAGUGCUACUAUUCACGAUUUUUAUUUCGGCUACAAAGCUAUUGAUCACAGUGAUGAUUCCAGAUUCAAAGUCAUCAAUAUGUAUAGCGACUACUGGUUUAACCAUGGUACCCACGAAGCUGUGCAAGACUUUAUUGUAAACCAAACGUCACCAGUUUUUUAUUAUUAUUUCGCGUACAGAGGAAGCGCUUCCUUCAGCACGAUAUUCGGCGAUCGAGAAAGAGAUUAUGGAGUAUCGCAUGCGGAUGACUUACAGUAUUUGUUCCCCGUGGGAGAACAAUUGUUUACCUAUACGACAUUGUCCGAUAAAGAUCAGGAAAUGAUCGAUGUCAUGACUGACAUUUGGUAUAAUUUUGCAAAUUCCGGAAAUCCUACGCCAAAAGUCACCAAAGUGAUUCCAUUGAAGUGGAAGCCCGUGAAAACAGCUUAUGCACCGGAAUACUUACGCAUAGAAAGCCCAACGAAUAUCAUUAUGGAUCAUAGUCUUCUCUGGGAGAGAAUGAUAUUUUGGGAUUCCUUAACACGCCGGAUGAAGUCCCAAGACAAUACGUUUAGACAUCUGAAGGAUGAAUUGUAAUUUGCACAUCUACACAUAAGUUGAAGACAAAAAUAUCUCAUUGUCAGUACGGCUGCAAGAAUCAAUAAUUUCGUG
Messenger RNA from Wasmannia auropunctata (little fire ant), 2115 nucleotides. Its product is annotated as venom carboxylesterase-6-like. The record is from RefSeq and is a predicted model, not a curated record. The transcript is spliced from 9 exons. The coding region runs from base 232 to 2040 and encodes 602 amino acids. Lineage: Eukaryota; Metazoa; Arthropoda; Insecta; Hymenoptera; Formicidae.